Molecule: messenger RNA, 744 nt
Organism: Diaporthe amygdali
Lineage: Eukaryota; Fungi; Ascomycota; Sordariomycetes; Diaporthales; Diaporthaceae
Product: glycoside hydrolase family 128 protein
Exons: 1
Coding region: 1-744 (247 amino acids)
Biological process (GO): fungal-type cell wall polysaccharide metabolic process
Cellular component (GO): fungal-type cell wall
Source: RefSeq, a predicted model, not a curated record
AUGGCCUCCAAACGUGGCCUCUGCUGGCCCACCGACAACCACGGCCGAGACGAAGUUCUCGCAUUCACCAAGCCGGGCUCUAAAGUCUCGUGGCUCUACAACUGGUCCCCCCACCCAACCCCCAAUGGCGGAUCCCUCCAAUUCAUUCCCAUGCAGUGGAACCACGUCAACAUCGACCAGCUGCACGACCACGCCCGCAACGCCGGUGCCCAAGCCAUCCUAGCGUUCAACGAGCCCGAGCUCCCAGACCAGUCAAACAUGCCCGUCGACCUCGCCGCCAACGAGUGGUUGCGAUGUAUCGAGCCACUACGAAAGGCCGGCGUGCGCUGUGGAAGCCCAGGGAUCUCGUCCGCGCCUCAUGCUGUCGGCUGGCUGCAGCAGUUCCUCGCCAAGAUCCGCGAGGGCGGCUCCGACAUCGACUUCUACUGCUUCCAUUGGUACGGCGUUGAGCUGGGUCAGUUCUACGACUAUAUCUGGAGUACGCACCACCAACUUGGUCCAGAUAAGCCGGUAUGGAUCACCGAGUACGCCUGCACGAACUGGAGCGUGGAAAAUCCACUGCCGCGGGAGCACGUUGAGAAUUUUGCGAGGGAGAGCGCCAAGUACCUUGAUACCCUGGAUUGGGUCGAGCGCUAUGCCUGGUUUGGACCCAUGAGAGACUGUGGGACUGUCGGCCGAUGGGCCGGCAUGCUGGAUGGUGAAGGCAGGUUGACGCCCCUGGGCAUAGCAUAUAGGGACGAAUAG